AAUAAGAAAAUUGGAAAAUUGUUUUGGAAAAUUGGAAUAACCAAAUAAAGGAAACUGAAAAAAGCCAAUUCGAAAAUAUUUCGUGACUUUCUGGCUGCCGCGAACACCCUGUGAAACCGAAACUGAUUCGAUCCCCUGUGCAACAACAAAGUGACUCUCUUCGCCCUCUCUUCGGGCACUGUGCGUGUGUGAGUAAGUCGGCGUGUGCGUGUGACCGCUGACAGACGUCUGUGUGCGUGUGCGGUACGCAAAUAAAAAGGGGCAGCCAAAAACUGCUUUGGAUAUUAGAAAAAAAAAAUCAAAAUCAAAAGCUACUAAAAAAUAUUUACAAGAAAUUUUAAAAAUUUAAAAAACCAUCAAGUGAGGGAGUGAGAAAAAAGACAGAAAGAGACAAAAACAGAGACUGGUCGGUGGGUCGAGGCGAUCGACCCCACUGCACCGCCCUAACCCUCGCCGCCGCAGUUCGAGUGCAACGCGUCCAAGAUAACCGUAAAUAUUCCACCCCUCCCCCAGACCCCAACCAUCCCGCUGGCGUGCGCUCUCUACGACCCCCACGAUGUCUCGGCAGUCGGGUCGCACGCCGCUGCCGGGGCGUGGUGGGGGCAUCACACACACACCCACACCCACGUACCCACCGCCCACCCGCAUCCGCAUCCCCAGGCGCAUCCCUCCAUGCCCGCCCUGCAGCAACACCACCUGCAACAGCAACAGCAGCAGCAGCAACAACAGCAGCAGCAACAGCAACAGCAGCAGGAGCAACAACAUCUGCAGGAGCAGCAGCAGCAUUUGCAGCAACUGCAUCAUCAUGCGCACCACCACCUGCCUCAGCCUUUACACACCACCAGCCAUCACCACAGCGCGCAUCCCCACCUGCAACAGCAACAGCAGCAGCAGCAACAUUCAGUCGUCGCCUCCUCGCCCUCCUCCGUGCUGCAGCAGCAGCAGCAGCAGCAACAACAACAGUCAACGCCCACCACACAUUCCACGCCCACGCAUGCGGUCAUGUACGAGGAUCCUCCGCCUGUGCCAAUUGUCGCCGUGCAGCAGCAACAUCUCCCCGCUCCACAGCAGCAGCAGCUCCAGCAGCAGCAACAGCAACAGCUGGCGACAACACCGGUGGCCGGCGCCCUUAGUCCCGCCCAAACACCCACUGGACCCUCCGCCCAACAACAACAACAACAGCAGCAACAUCUCACAUCGCCCCACCAUCAGCAACUUCCGCAGCAGCAGCAAACCCCAAAUAGUGUUGCCAGUGGCGUCUCCGCGAAUCUCCAGCAGCAGCAGCAACAGCAGAAUGCUGCCGUUGCUCCUGGCCAGACCCAGAUCGUUGCGCCGACCACGGCGAGUGUUUCUCCCUCCAGUGUUAGUUCGCAGAAGGAAGACAUCAAUAUGUCCAUCCAAUUAGCGCCACUGCACAUACCCGCCAUCAGGCCCGGUCCGGGUUUCGAGACGGACACCUCGGCCGCGGUCAAGCGUCAUCAAGCGGCGCACUGGGGCUACGCCGAUGAGGGAUUCCACCAAAUUCCAAACUACGCCUCUACAGGGUGCUAUGACCGCAAGCACAUUUUUCCCUACCCCUAUCCAGACCCCCAGUAUUCGCAGUUGUGCUGGCCCAACUACCGCACUGAUCAGAAUGCGGCGGCGGCGGCCUACAUGAACGAUGCCGAGCGCCACGUGAGCGCCGCUGCCCGACAGUCCGUCGAGGGCACAUCGACGUCCAGUUAUGAGCCGCCCACCUAUGCUUCGCCAGGCGGACUGCGCGGCUAUUCCAGCGAGAACUACCCCAGCUCAGGAGCCUCUGGUGGCUUGUCUGUGGGUGCAGUGGGUCCUUGCACACCCAAUCCUGGACUGCACGAGUGGACCGGUCAGGUGUCUGUAAGGAAAAAGCGGAAGCCCUACUCCAAGUUCCAGACCCUGGAGCUGGAGAAGGAGUUCCUCUUCAAUGCGUAUGUCUCCAAGCAGAAACGCUGGGAACUGGCCAGGAACUUGCAGCUGACAGAGAGACAGGUCAAAAUAUGGUUCCAGAAUCGACGCAUGAAGAACAAAAAGAACUCACAGCGCCAGGCCAAUCAGCAGAAUAACAACAACAACUCGAGCAGCAACCACAACCACUCGCAGCCGACACAGCAGCAUCAUAGCGGCCACCACCUGAAUCUUGGCCUGAACAUGGGACAUCAUGCCGCCAAGAUGCACCAGUGACCCUUGGACAACAGCAGCGCUGGCGCCAUGGGCUUUGCCACCUACUAGCAGUUAGCCAAUCCGAGUUCGGUUAAUCCCAACUCGAAUCCCAACCCCAUUUCCGAUCCGAACCAUCAUCAUCUAAUCAAAAACGAGCUGGCCAUGGACUUUCCAUGUUAGCCCCACGUUAGAGAUAGAGACUCCAGCCAGGCCGAGCUCAACUCGGUUGAAUUGUACAAAAAGAAAGAAAGUCAAAGAGAUCUCUAGGAUGCGGAUAUCGAGAGAGGUAGGAAGGAGAAGGAGAAGGAGAAGGAGGAGGAGAAGCAGCUGCCCAGAUGCGCGCAGGCGUCGCUGAUGAGUGACCAACCGGAUGGAUGAUGGACACGUAGUUAGUUAUUAAGUCAGCUCUAUGGAUCUACCAGAUGUAGAACCCACAACCCAACACGAUAAUGCAGCUUAGUUCGGUAGAUGAAUAUAUAGAUACGAUCGUAAGAUGAUGAUCCAGCAGAUGCACUUGAAACUUGGCAACUGUACGAAAAUAUAUGUAUAUGUACGCUCUCUCUAUCUCUCAUUAAACUAGGCGAGCACUAUGAAUUUUCCGAACUAUAAAUUAUGAAUAUGAAUAUAUAUAUAUAUAUAUGAAACUUAAACGUCAGUGAAUAUAAUCCCGCAUAAAUUAUGACAAACGCGUUCGAGUAGUAGAUUUUACCAUAAACUAUCCAUUUAAGAGUUAGGCAGAGCAGAGCAGAGCAGAGCAGAGCACAUUGUAGACCCAGAUAAAAUGUUCUUAAAAACAAAAUAAAAUUGUUUAACAAUUUUUUCGGAUCGAAGCCCCUCUCCCAUCUCAACACCUAACUAACACACACACUCACACUCCGCAGUCUAGGAUAAAUUUUGUCGUGUAAUGUUCGUCGUGUCGUGUCCUUUGAUACCCUCUAAGUUCCUGUAUAUAAACUAAGACAUCGCCCUGAUUUCCCAGGCGAAGCAAGCACUCGAUAACUAAAUUUAAAAACCAGAAUUAUAUAUAUGGCUGAUAAGCAAGAGAUAUUCAAUAUUUGUAUGAUAUGAACUCGAAUUCGAUUUUAGCAAAUGGUUAAUCGUAAGAAGCAAACGAAAUUUCAAUGAGUGUGUGCAUGUUUACUCCAUAGUUGAAGUCGCUUUCGAAUUAAACUUAAAACUAAAACGAAAACUAAAACUAAAAACUAAAACAAAAAACUACUCGUAAAGCUAAAGCAACAAAAAGAAAAACUAAAAACUAAAGAGAAAAGUACAUUUUACUGAUUGAUGUAAAGAGAGAGAGAGCAGAGCGAGUGAUGUAAGAGAGAGUGUGAAAAAGAUGUUGGAGAUGGGGAGAUGUCGAAGAGGAGGACGAGAAGUAAUUAGCAUACCGUAACAGCUACUUAUAUAACUUACACAUAGUACAUAUAUAUAGUAAUCGUACAUAUGCAUACAUAUAUUUUCAUGUGUAUCGACCGCCGCUUGAUCCUGAUAUUAAGUCUAAGUUUAGUUGUGUUGUGUAAUUAUCGAUUUUGUUAAUGUUUUGCCCCCGAGCAUUAUAUUAUAUAUGCUAGAGAACCCUAUACCUAUGCCUAUAUACACCUAAACCUACAACCACUACACCUAUGCCUGUCAUUACAUGUGUAUGAUUAGCCUAUAUACAAACUUGAUGAUGAUGAUUUUCACACCCCCUCCACACCCCCAAAACUGCUUUAUUCAUGUUCUUGUAUUAUUAUUAUUUCUAAACCCUCGAUAAGUUGUAGUCUAAAUAUCGGUUAUGUUUAUGAUUAUGUUCGAUUAUAGUUUGUUUAGUGAAUUUUAAUCUAGCGUUAGCAAUUCUCUUUUUUAAAAAGUUAAUUAUUGUGAAUAAAAUACAACAAGUUGCAGAAGUGCAAAAAUAUACACACACACACACACGCACAUAUAACUAUCUUCGCGGUAUCAAGUUUUCCAUUCCCCCUUUCUGAUUUUUCCCAACUAACUAUUUCGGUAAGUACGCCCAUAGAGGAGGAUGUUACAGACACAUCGCAAGCGACCUCUCACCAUCGAAUUUAUUCAUAGACAUCCAGAUACUCGUACUCGUACAGAGCGUUAAGCAAAAGAUACGUAUGUACUGCACUGUACUUACUCGUAAGCGGUUCAGUAAUCAGUGAUCAGCAAUCGACACACUCUCAGCCAAAAGAAAAAGAAAAACGGAAAAAGCUUUCUGAUCAUCCAAAAUACACUUUCUAAACAAAUUUUGAAUUUUUGAGAAUUUCUUACUUUCCUUUGGUUUUCCCUGAUUUUUCGUUUGGUGACUUUUCUUUGCCAGUGGUAUUGUAAAACAGCGCUUAAAUAAAUUAAAACUAGAAUUAAUAGUCUUGUUUCGGCAUAUGUCUUAAGAUUAAAUAAAUUAUUAUGUAACUGUG
Drosophila eugracilis is the source of this 4583-nucleotide messenger RNA. RefSeq names its product homeobox protein abdominal-B (gene Abd-B). The coding region runs from base 673 to 2199 and encodes 508 amino acids. Gene Ontology annotation, biological process: regulation of transcription by RNA polymerase II. The record is from RefSeq and is a predicted model, not a curated record. Lineage: Eukaryota; Metazoa; Arthropoda; Insecta; Diptera; Drosophilidae. Gene Ontology annotation, cellular component: nucleus. The transcript is spliced from 5 exons. Gene Ontology annotation, molecular function: RNA polymerase II cis-regulatory region sequence-specific DNA binding; DNA-binding transcription factor activity, RNA polymerase II-specific.